CCGGAGCGAAUUCCACAACAGUCAUUUAGGGCGAAGCAGAGGUCCUACAGUGCACUGAAGCGGAGGCCCGUCUCGAGCCCGAAGAAGAGAGUGUCGUUGGAUGAGAUAAUGGCUUCAAGAGCUUGUUUUAGGACGAAGAGGUCUUAUUCUCAAGUUGAAGAGGGUUUUGAAUCUUAUCGAAUUCCACAACAGUCAUUUAGGGCGAAGCAGAGGUCCUAUAGUGCACUGAAGCGGAGGCCCGUAUCGAGCCCGAAGAAGAGAGUGUCGUUGGACGAGAUAAUGGCUUCAAGAGCUUGUUUUAGGACGAAGAGGUCUUAUUCUCAAGUUGAAGAGGGUUUUGAAUCUUCUGUUUUUAUCGUGUUUGAAAAUGGUUGA
Molecule: messenger RNA, 375 nt
Organism: Striga asiatica
Lineage: Eukaryota; Viridiplantae; Streptophyta; Magnoliopsida; Lamiales; Orobanchaceae
Source: the annotation of a GenBank genome assembly